GAUACGUCAAGUUAGCGAAUAACUGAGAAAAUUAAUCGCACAAGAUCUCGGUAAGUUCCUUGAUUAAACAUCCACUAUACAAGUUACUGUGUGAAAACUAAUGAAAAUACAUAAUUUUUCAAGCUACAAGUGCAAAAAACUGACCUACAGAUUGCGAAUCCAUGUGCAUCAAUUGAUUUGAAUUAAUUAUUUGUCGCCUGAUCGUAUGACAGUGGUGAAUUCAGCCUCGCAUUCAUGGUAGGGAUGGAUGGGGGAAGGUGUUAUGCAACUUCUCCAUGCUCGAUUUCGCAAGAAAGCCCUCAUUUGGAUAUUUUUAAUAAAGUUAAAAGAUUUAGACAAAAAUCUGUAGUGCAUGCAUAAACUCUCAACUUCCGGCUGCCGUCCGCUUCGGUGCGCACAUAGUCAUAGACAUGUCUACAUAUCUACAUGUUAAGGGUAUUAAAAAGUGCUAAAGGCGAGCGUGAUCCGUGAAUUUAAGAACCAGUGUGAAGCUUAAUUUUCCUCCUUAAAUAUACGCGACCCGAAAGUUUUUUGUUUCAUUUCGUGAAAACUCAAGAUUUCCCUGAAACCUCGAAAGGUUCACUAAAGUGCCAACCCGGAAAGAUGAGCGAACCUUUCGUAAUAGUAACGCCAGUCAAAUCCAGUCACGCAAGAGAUUAAAGGUGAAUUUAUUGUCACCUCGUCAAGUUUCCAUUUUCGAUUAAGGUUUUUUCCGAGCAACGUCCAGUUAAGUAUAAAUUGUAUCACAUCCCUAUUAGGUCGUAUCUCCAUUUUAUAGCAAAACGACCCUCAAGAUGACUUGUUAGAGCAAGAGCCGGGAAGUCUGGGUAUUAGUUCGAAUGAGGGUGACUUGCGAAGACUGGUGACUUUAAAGAUGGCCACCUUGGUUGUUCGACGGAUUUUAAACAAAUCUCUUUCCUUCGGUCCUCCUACAGGCCGUAUUACAGCUAAGUUACGCUUCCUCAGUGACCAAGUAGCCACAUGGACAACAGAAAAAUUCGAUGAAGUCGUAAAGAAGGACAAAGUGGUGGUUUUCAUGAAAGGAGUUCCUGAGCAACCAAUGUGUGGUUUUAGCAAUGCUGUUGUUCAGAUUCUUCGGAUGCAUGGUGUCGAAGGUUAUGGAGCUUAUAACGUACUAGAAGACGAGGAACUGAGGCAGGGAGUGAAAGAAUAUUCGAGCUGGCCGACAGUUCCUCAAGUCUACAUUGGAGGAGAAUUUAUCGGUGGAUGCGAUAUUGUGUUACAGUUGCAUCAACAAGGUGAAUUGAUCGAGGAACUGCAGAAAGUUGGAAUAAGAUCUUUGUUACUGGACAAAGCCGAAGAGGAUAAAAAGGACACUUAAGCUUGAGAAACUUGUACAAUACGAUUCGGCGCUGGCCUAACAUUGCUUCGAACAAUCUUGAACAUCCACCAUAACCAUGGAUGACGUAAUAGUUCUCAGACAGUUGAACCAAGUUCAGGGCGACUUGCACAAAACUGAGUUGGAUAACAGGAAAAAAAAAAAAAAAUUACAUCCAGGUUCGAUGUCAUCUUUGUUUGCUUUGGUCCUGAACACGUAAUGUCAAAAUUGAACUUAGCUGUAUGAAUUAAGGUGGUAAGUUUACUGAAGAAACUAUGAUGCUGUUCUAGUGGACAGUAUUAUGAGUGAAAAUACUUUGGUUUUAUUGAGUGAGUUGAUAAUCUUAAUUGGCCACUUAAAAAUUUAUUUCUGUAAGAUAAUACAGCAGUUUGCUUAAUUGGAGCCAAUAUUACAGAAACAUCUCAUAUCACCAGUACAAUUGUAACAGGCCACAGCCUCUUAUGAGCUUUGUACACAAGUCUAAGUUGCACCCUUAAUGCAUCAUGCUACAUGCCAUUUGUACCGUCUGUUAAACACUGAGCUAGUAAAGAUAUCUUGCUGAAGAUUUCUUGUCCUAUUGGAUUGCAAAAUCAAUCAUCCAUUGUGUCAUGUGCAAAGAAUGUUAUGGUCCUUUUAAGGCCCCAUUUAUAUGAUCUUGAGUAACUGUAACAACCCCCCCCCCUCCACUGAGUUAUGCUAGGCAAGCUAACCUUUCACUUACUUCUUUACAAAAUUCAGUCCACCACUCACAUGAGGUUGUCAACUUAUCUCAGGUCAGUGGGUCAACUAAAGGAGGGGAGAAAGGGGGGUGAGUUGUCUCACUUUGGCAGGUAGGCUAGCCCUGGCAGGCAGGACAACUUUUUCUCAUGACAUGAGACAUGACAACUUAAUUUGAAGAUGUG
Molecule: messenger RNA, 2241 nt
Organism: Pocillopora meandrina
Lineage: Eukaryota; Metazoa; Cnidaria; Anthozoa; Scleractinia; Pocilloporidae
Source: the annotation of a GenBank genome assembly